Heterostelium album PN500 is the source of this 591-nucleotide messenger RNA. RefSeq lists its product as uncharacterized. The coding region runs from base 1 to 591 and encodes 196 amino acids. The transcript is spliced from 4 exons. The record is from RefSeq and is a predicted model, not a curated record. Lineage: Eukaryota; Evosea; Eumycetozoa; Acytosteliales; Acytosteliaceae.
AUGUAUACACAUUUACAUGCAAAUAUUAUCAAUACUACUUCAACAAAAAUAUUGACAUACUUGUUGUCAAAUCGAAUUCCAUCGACAUUGAAGGAAUACAUUGUACCAUACAUUAGAAACCAUCCAAAUGAAGGAGCCAUUGACUCAUUUUAUUUCGAGAUGAUAAAUCUAAAUUCAUCACAUGUCGAACUAUCAUUGACAAGUUCCAAUAAUGAUAUUCAUUUCUUUGAAAUACCUACAUCGAUGAAUAAAGAUAGUCAGUAUUCAUUGUACAACAAACAAAACAUUCACACUUUGUACUUGAAGGGUUUAUAUACUUGUCCUCAAGAGGAUGACGAACAAGAUAUCGAAUUCAAAGAAACAAUCGAUAGUCUUCCAAACUUGGAGAGACUUAUCAUCAAAACAAACAACUCUCACCUUCUUCGUAUAAUUUAUAAACAAUAUCCUUAUUUAAAGAUGGAGGUAACUAUCGUAGGCAGACAUCUCUACAGUGCUAAAGAGGUACAAUUUAAGCUUCCCAACGGCACAACCAUCUCAAUGACUGAUGUCUAUCCACAGAUUAACCUGUCUGAACUUUCCAUUCCAACAUAA